Molecule: messenger RNA, 5772 nt
Organism: Haliotis rubra (blacklip abalone)
Lineage: Eukaryota; Metazoa; Mollusca; Gastropoda; Lepetellida; Haliotidae
Product: sorting nexin-33-like
Exons: 17
Coding region: 109-1710 (533 amino acids)
Biological process (GO): plasma membrane tubulation; endocytosis; endosomal transport
Cellular component (GO): cytoplasmic vesicle; plasma membrane
Molecular function (GO): protein binding; phosphatidylinositol binding
Source: RefSeq, a predicted model, not a curated record
ACACACAGACAGAACAAUUGAUUCAAUACUGUGACAUGGAGCAGUGAACAUACUUCAGUGAGAGUCGUUACCUGUACACAUAUCUGGCUUGUAUCAACUUAUCUAGCAAUGUCAGCAGCAUGUAGGGAUGAUGAAGACUUACCUGUUAUGUUUGAGGCGAAUGCCCUCUAUGACUUCGAGGGGGACACACAAAAUGGAGAACUUACCCUGGCCGCAGGGGAGACAGUCUAUGUGCUGAGACAGGAUAUUGGAGAAGGAUGGUGGGAGGCCAAGAAUUCCAGAGGGGAACAAGGUCUUGUGCCGGAGUCAUACCUGGAGGUGGUGUCAAUACCCGAGCCAGAGUUCCCACCCCCACCCGUGCCCAUCCCAGCUACCGUCCCUGCCAGCCGUCCCGCAGACCUGACCCCAGCUGCCAAUGGAUGGGGUGGAGGAGGGUACAGCCAGAAUGGCCAGCAUGGUCAGCAUGGCGGCAUGCAGCAGCAGCAGAGUUACGAUGAAUGGGACGAAGACUGGGACGAUGAUGAUGAUGAUCAAUCCAGCAAUAGCACCACUGGAGGGGCAAAUCAGGACCUGCAAGGUACAGGGUCAUUUGGUCUGUCAGUGCCAAGAAGGGAACACAAGGCCCACUCUCCCACCUCUGAAAUGUCCAAAUAUGGUACCAUCAAGAGCAGUUUUAAUAGAUGGUCUCACUUUGCCAAGUCAGGAGGCGAGGCCUUCAUGAUGGGGCAGAACACAGGCAACACACGAGUGGCAGAGAGUGACCUCAUCAGGAUGAUUGAAACAGCCGAUGGGCCGGAGUGGACUCCAAUACAGACCCAGUACACAUGUGAGGUGGCAUCUCCGAAGAAGGAGAGUAAAAUGAAGGGACUCAAAAGUUAUAUUGCAUACCAGAUAACUCCAUCAUUCAAUGGUAUUCAGGUCAGUCGAAGGUAUAAACACUUUGACUGGCUACAUGAAAGGCUGGAAGAAAAAUUUCCCUGCAUCCCUAUCCCACCACUCCCUGACAAGGCAAUAUCUGUUCCAGUUUUCAGUUCAAUUACAGAUUUAGGAGGAAGAUUUUUCCUGUUAUUACAAACCCCACCACAUCCUCUUGAUUUGCGAGAAGUAGAACCUAAGAUGGAGAACCUCUGCAAGUUUGUAAUGAGUAUGACGGAGAGUACAAAAUCCUUCAUGAAUGUUCUUCAUGAACAUGCUAAGAAGCAGUCUGGUGGAUUCAAAAGCCAGUACCAUAAGAUAGGAGGUGGAUUCAAACAGCUUGCAGUAUCAUUCACCCUGGACAGCGGACAAUAUUCCCAGGCCCUGACUGGAGCCAUGGACUAUACUGCAGAUACGUACACUGAGAUCGGAGACCUUUAUGGAGAACAGCCAUCCAGAGAUACGUGGCAACUGUUUGAGUCCUUAGGGGAGUACAAGGGUAUUCUCCAUGUGUACCCUGAUGUAGUGAAGGUCCAUGAGGGAGCCAUUGGAAAGGCAAAGGAGUGUCAGAAGCUACAAGAUGAGGGGAAGAUGGGAGAGAAAGAGGUGCAGGAUGUCAUGCAGAAGGCAGACAUCAUCUCUUAUGGAACACUGGCUGAGAUGAACCACUUCCAGAAGGAAAGGGUCAUUGAUUUCAAGAAAAUGACCAAGAGCUACCUGCAGGAACAAAUCAACUUCUUUAAAACGAUAACACAGAAGCUGGAGUCAACUCUGGCCAAGUUUGAUGAUGCAUAAUACAAGUGAUUAUACUAAUAAGUGGACCAGAGUGAAUGGAAAGACAGGUGAAGAGCAUAUAUAUUGCUGGCAGGAAGUGAUGGUGGUAACAUGAUGUUUUCGGCAAAGACUCUUUGUCCAGUGGACCUGUGUACCUGAAAUGUGUGUCUGGUUAUCAGUAUCUUGACUGAGCAUUGACAGUUGACAAGGCCAGGAUGUGUUUGGAAGAUGGUGUUUGUGAGAAGAUGAGAUGGUACACAGCAGCCAUCAAACUAACAUUAGAGACAAAUUCGUGCGUGGAGUCGAGUUGUAAACAUGAUGGCACUUGGUGCUGAAAUUUUUCACAGGAACACCUGUGACAGUGAUGUCACGACAUUGCCACCGGACUCAAUUGUGUUUUUAUACUGGAGAAAUGAAUUGAUUGUUCCUUCAAUUUGUUUUGAUCCUUCCAAUGUGUUGAGCAUACUACAGAUCUAUCUACAGGAACUUCAGAACAAAAAGAGCUAUUUGAAAAAUAUAAUGGCCAUUACAGAAAUGAACAGACAAGGUUUUCAGUACUCAGCUUGACAUUUGACAUUGCCAUCCAUUUGUAUGCUCCAUACUGAUUGAAGACGUGUCCUCUAAGGACAGAAAGUUGUAUAAAUUCCAGUUGUUUAUUUUGCUUUUAAAAGCAAAGGAUAACAUAAAUUACCAAACUGAUAAUCAGUUGCAAGUGCUUUUAUUUGUGAUGAGUGAUUAAUUUACAAGAAUUGUUAAUGCUUGAACUUGAAGUUAUGCAAAGUCAAGAACAGUUUCUGUUGCAUAAUCGGAUCGGGGGAGUCUCCAGUGUACUAAAAACACCUUAUAUUGUUGAAUGAUAAUCGUAUCAUAUGUUUUAUGCAAAAACUUUGUGGAAUGUUUGUUGAUUCCAUGUGUGAGGCACUUAUGAUCAGAAAUGGCAUAUCCAUGAAGUAAUUAUGACAUGGUGUACAUGUGUACAGGGUGAAGUUACUCCUGCAUGCUCCAAUCUUGUAAGAUGUGCUUAUCUUUUGGCACAGUAGGUUAAUCUUGUGAUGGCAAGCAGGACUAAGGAGAAUUGACACAUCUUUUGUACUGGUUAUGUUUAGUGUUUGGUAUGAGAACCUAGGAAUGGUAUGCAUUGUAAGACAAGUAAUAGUUUAAUUUUUACUUUGUGUCUUAAAAACCUCUGAAAUAAUAUCUAUUUUUAUAUCCUGAGAAACACAAAUGCUGUACUGAAUGUGUGUCACUAAGAUGGUUCCAGCUGAAAUAGAGAGGCAUUCAAAAUACCAUUCAUAGCAGCAUUAAGUCCAUCUCACACACUCUUCACUGUAUAUAGAUUCAAGAUGUCCAUCCAGUCUGUGAUGACUACCCUAUUUUUGUAGAGAAAGUCCAACUAGGGCCAGUGACGUACAUGAUGCAUGUAUGCGACUCUGUAGAAACUGACAUAUUAUUGGGGGGUAUUAGUCAGCAGGGGCCAGAAUAGUCCAAUGUUCUAUUUAACAAGUAUGGGAAUACUUUCCUGUAUCAGCCUACAGCAUAAUUGAACAUUUUGAUUGUCUCUUUCCCGAUAUCUUCACUGCAGCCAGCAAUGACCUUUCAUCGGAUUGCCAAUGAAAAUGGCAAGUAUUCUUUUCUAUGAGCACAUUUUAAUUUUCUUUCAGCUGCAUAAAGUUUGAAAGUAUCAUAAUGUCCUUUUGACCAGCUAGGAUUAUGAUAGACGAUAAGGGUCUGUUGUUGAUGGACUGAUAGUGAAUGGUGAUGUCCACCAUUUAUUAACAACUGUGAGUUACUAUCAUUGAACAGUGAUAGUUGUCAGUAUGCUUAAGUCAACUUGCUUCAUUCUAUACUCUUAUGGUAGUGAACUCUGUUUGAUUUGUCAUGGUUGGGUCAAAUAUUUGCUACAUAUUUCAAAUAAUGAACAGUUAAUCAAUGGUGUUCUAUGCACUGACAGGAAACAUGAGGAAAUGAAAGCAUGUUUUUAAGUUUACAUGAUACAGUGGUUUUGCUAUUUAACAGUUUGCUUAGAUGGUGGGCAGAGCACCGGUUGUACCUAUCUCUGAUGUAGUUAUUCUUGUGGUAAAGGUCUGAUGAGGAAUGGAGAAACGACUGAUAACAUACCCAGCUGAGUAGUUGCUGAUGAAGGAAUAUCCCCGACUCUCACCCCUGAAGCUCAUCAGAAGGUCUACAUCCAGGAGCUCUACACUCUGGUUAUAUGCCAGUUAACAUUAUAACAAUUCACAUGCUCUAGUCAUGAUGUUCUUUAAACAUUAUCCGAGAGAUUAAUUUCUAUUUUUUACUGUAAGUUGACGAAAUACUGAUAAAUAAUAUUCCAACAUGCUUGACAGCAAUGAUGCAUGCAUGGGUUUUAAUACUAGUAGGAUCCAUCAAGACCUGGGUAUAGUGUUAUGUUGGUUUCACCAGAGUGAUAAAUGUCGGGGACCUGCAUCUCGUUGGUCUUCCACAUCAAGCUGACACACCGUGAUACAACGUGAAUACUGUUGGGUGUUACACCCAACUCUCUCUCACUCACACACUCUCUGAGGAUAAGACUUUCUAAGCAGAAUAACAGAAAAGUUUCUUAUUGUUCAUACAUGUAUAAUUUAAUUCAUUUUCAUGUCUUUCAAACCAUGUGAUAGCCACUUAUAUUUUACUGAAUUUAUCAUAAUUAUAUGUAGAUUAUGUACAUUAUUUAGUCUUUGUACUUCCAUUUGUAUUGCACUUAUUAAAUGCUUAUCAAAGAAGUCUGAGGUUGAUCAAAACACCUAUCUUUUUUGCUCAUUUGCACAUUGCAGGUGAAAUUUUAAUCUAUGCAUGCUGUGAAACCUAGUGUAUAUAUGUCACUGUUAAUAUCCGACAAUGGAGCGAAUGUAUGUCUGAUUUGUGUGGUGUCUAACCUGUGCAUGUUUGUGCACAAUGCUGUUGUGCAGUCAGUCCUGCCUUAUGUUCAGGUCCAACCUGCAGGGAGUGCCAUAUAGGCUGUCAUCAAAAACAUAAUUGGUUCUCAAAGGAUUCAUUUCUAGGAUUUGGUAUUGGGCAUCAUGUAAAAGUUUCUCAUUUGGCAAGAGGAUAAAAUAUGUAGUGAUUUGAACAGAAAAAAGUCCCCUGAAAUCUGAGGCUCAGAUUUUGUAUAAAAGUAAUGAUUGUAUUGCAAUCCAUGAUGCUGAUGAAUUCAUUUUCCAUGAUGCUGAUGAAUUCAUUUAGACAAAAAAUAAUAAUGAAAUUUCUAGUUUCAGUUUGUCAAUUAGUCCUUUUUUAUAUACAGAAAAUAUGUAUUUGAUUUGGUUGACAUUUGAAACUGGACUACAUAUCCAGGUGCACUACGGUGAACUUUAGAACCAAGACUGUGUUUGCUUGUUUUACAGCUUUCUGAAAUGAGAUGUUCUGUUUAUACUCAUAUCAGUGAAAGGAAAUACCCUUCUGGAUUGUGGACAUGACAAGCUGUGACAGUGUGAGUGUAUGCCUGCCUUACUGACGGUUACAAGGAUGUCUUGUUUAACAUGUUUAGUGGUGUACUUUCAGUGAGGCCCCUUCUGUUCACAACCUAGGACCAUACUGUACUGAUAAAUUACAAGAGUGUUAGCUAAGACUUUAAUUGUAUAUGAUACUUAGAAUUACUAACAUUUAUUAUUUUCUAUCAAAAUUAGGUAGGACCUUUGUACAUUUGUAACACUACUGAUUCAGUUUAAGUGAGUGCAUUAUGACAGAGUUCUUUUUUUCUAGAUGUAGCAAUGCCAAUGCCCAUGUUCUGUUGUAUGUUAAACUUUCACAAACAUGGCAAAAAUGUCAACAACCAGGGAGAUGAACUUGGGUGCCCAGCAGUUUGAAUGUUAAGGGAAACAUUUAUUUUAAGGCAGCAUGUUUUUCUAAAGUUAUGCAGCCACCCCUUUAAUGUGCGAAGUGUAACAAAAUGAUGCAUUUGCUUUAAGCAAGCAAUGAAUGCUGUCAGAUGUCCUGAUAAUGUGGCAGGUUGUGCCCUGGCACUUCACUAAAGUCAGUAGUUGUACAGAUUUGAUUUAUAUCCUACAUUCUACAGUGAUCAGUGUUUGAUGCACAUGUGAAUCUAAAAAUAAACUGUAAAGAAUA